Messenger RNA from Owenia fusiformis, 703 nucleotides. The record is from the annotation of a GenBank genome assembly. NCBI's taxonomy places the organism in Eukaryota, Metazoa, Annelida, Polychaeta, Sabellida, Oweniidae.
GUUCACUCGAGAAGGGUGUUCACUAAAACGGGUUAACUACACUUUUAUCAAACAUUCAAGUAUUUUAUUACAUAUUUUUACUGUUUAUUCAUGAACACUGACUUAGCCACAUGUACCACAAUAAGUUCUGUGGAAAUUAAGUUUAAUUUUACAGUUGUGUAUAGACAAAGGAGAUAGUUUGGAGUGUAAUAAUUAUCGUGUCAAAAUGCUGUUUUACAUUGGCAUAUAUUUUGGAUUACUGUCUGUUGAUGCUGUAUAUGGAAUUGAUUAUGAAAAGAAUCUUGGUGAUCUAAACAUUGAGGAUGAGGACCAUAUACAGGAACAUUUAAAGGGAAAAGCAAAGAUCGACUACAGAAAUAUGUCUGAAAAAGAAAAAGCAUUUUAUUUCUUCAAGAACCAUGACUUAGACGACGAUAACAAGCUGGAUGGCUUGGAAGUAUUCUCUGCAUUUGCCCAUACAAUGCCUAACCUGGAAUUCCCAACGAGAUGGAAGGGGCAAACUGAGGAAGACAUGAUUCAAGAAAAACGAGAGGUUAGCGAGAGGCGGACAAACAAUCUAGCUAGACAAGUGGACAGAUUGCUUGAAAAGGGAGAUCAAGAUGAUGAUGGAUACCUUACUUACUCAGAAUAUUCUGUAUUAUAUUUAGCCAAAAUAGCUGGAAAAUUAAAUCUUGUAUAAGUAUAGAGAUUGCUACGUUGAUCA